Coregonus clupeaformis (lake whitefish) is the source of this 1425-nucleotide messenger RNA. RefSeq names its product cathepsin B-like. The transcript has 10 exons. Gene Ontology annotation, cellular component: lysosome. Gene Ontology annotation, molecular function: cysteine-type endopeptidase activity. Gene Ontology annotation, biological process: regulation of catalytic activity. Bases 102 to 1094 code for a protein of 330 amino acids. Lineage: Eukaryota; Metazoa; Chordata; Actinopteri; Salmoniformes; Salmonidae. The record is from RefSeq and is a predicted model, not a curated record.
CCUUUAAAACAGGAGAGUCUGCAGAUAUUCCGAAUAAGAGAAGAACUGACAGACUGACUGAUUGACUGUCUGAGGAUCUUCUACCACACAAACCAUACAGGAUGUGUCGUCUGUCCCUCCUGUGUCUGCUCUCGGCCCUGUCUGUCAGCUGGGCUAAGCCCCGCCUCCCUCUGCUGUCUCCUGAGAUGGUUCAGUACAUCAAUAACGUAGACACCACAUGGACGGCUGGCCAGAACUUCCACAACAUUGACAUCAGUUAUGUGAAGAGUUUGUGUGGAACCCUGCUGAAGGGACCCAGGCUGCCAGAGCUGGUGCAGUCUGAUGAGGACAUGAGUCUGCCAGACAGCUUUGACGCACGGCUGCAGUGGCCCAACUGCCCCACCAUCAAAGAGAUCAGAGACCAGGGAUCCUGUGGCUCCUGUUGGGCCUUUGGGGCAGCUGAGGCCAUCUCCGACAGGUAUUGUAUCCAUAGCAAUGGCAAGGUCUCCGUGGAGAUCUCAGCUGAGGACCUGUUGUCAUGCUGUGAUGCCUGUGGCAUGGGGUGUAUGGGGGGCUUCCCAUCAGCUGCCUGGGACUACUGGGCUGAGUCUGGGCUGGUUACAGGGGGGCUCUACGGCUCCAAUAUAGGCUGCAGACCUUAUAGCAUCGCUCCGUGUGAGCAUCACGUGAACGGAACCCGCCCCCCCUGCACAGGUGAGGGGGACACCCCUAAGUGUGUGUCUGAGUGCAACGCUGGAUACACCCCCUCCUACGUGAAGGACAAACGCUUCGGAAAGCAAACGUACAGCGUUCCCUCAAAGGAACAGCAGAUCAUGACUGAGCUCUAUAAGAACGGCCCGGUGGAGGCAGCCUUCUCUGUCUAUGAGGACUUCCUCCUUUACAAGACAGGUGUGUACCAGCAUGUGACUGGACAGAUGCUAGGGGGUCAUGCCAUCAAGAUCCUGGGCUGGGGGAAGGAGAACAACACCCCCUACUGGCUGGUUGCCAACUCCUGGAACACAGACUGGGGUGACAAUGGGUUCUUCAAGAUCCUGCGGGGAAAGGAUGAGUGUGGCAUCGAAUCAGAAAUAGUGGCGGGGAUACCCCGGCUUUAGAGUAAUAUUUUAUGGCUGUGUUCAGAGGGUCCUCUCUAUGGCCUAUCCACCACCCUGCCUCCCAAUUCAAUUCAAAGCGAGGGUGUCCUGCAUGAUCCUCAGUAUGGAUGUCUGGCUUUCAUAAAUGAUCCGUUUUAAAUUGUAGAUUAAUUCUAUGCUCUUAGGGUUGGUUUCCCAGACUCAGUUUACAACUAGUCCUGGACUAAAAGGCUAUUUCAAUGGAGAUUCUACAUUAACCAUGCUUUUUACUAGGCUUAAUCUGUGUAUGUGAAACCAGCCUUCUAUGACUGUAAUAUUUAAAAGUUACUAAUAAACUGCUCAUGUUGUUGAA